Messenger RNA from Cyprinodon variegatus (sheepshead minnow), 457 nucleotides. Its product is annotated as galectin-2-like. The record is from RefSeq and is a predicted model, not a curated record. NCBI's taxonomy places the organism in Eukaryota, Metazoa, Chordata, Actinopteri, Cyprinodontiformes, Cyprinodontidae. The transcript has 5 exons. Gene Ontology annotation, molecular function: carbohydrate binding; laminin binding; galactoside binding. The coding region runs from base 1 to 429 and encodes 142 amino acids.
AUGACAGCCAAGAUGGGUGUCAAUGAUGGCCUUCUGAACAGCAGUCAGAUAUUCGAAGGCAUUACAUUCAAGAUGGGGCAGGAGUUAGAGAUCCGAGUCAGGCCUCAUGAUGACUGUAAUAGAUUUAUGAUCGACAUCGGUCAUGAUCCUGAGAACCUCGCAAUGCACUUCAACCCUCGCUUCAACACGAACAUUAUCGUCUGCAAUUCCUUGUCUGGAGGGCACUGGGGUGAAGAGCAUCAUGAAGGGUUUUUCCCAUUUGUGCGUGGGGAGGAAGGCAAGUUGUACAUCAACUUUAACAGUAAGCAGUUUUACAUCAAACUUCCAGAUGGUACCAUGAUGAACUUCCCCAACCGCCUGGGAGAUGUGAAGUACCAGUUCAUUAAAGUCCACGGCGGAGCAGAGAUUGUAGGAUUUAAGCUCGAGUAAUGGAUAAACUCCUCAGAUUAUAUUCUGA